AACCAUGCAUGAUGUGUAUCAGCAGUAUAGUGUGGGGUGGCUGGAACAAGUGUUGGUAUUUCUUCGGCUACGAGGCAACUUCCGCGCAAGGGUAGGUUUCGUUUCUGUAGUGCAACCUUUUUUGUAAAAGUCUGAAUAUUGCUUACUCUAACCUAUUUUAUGUAUGUCCAUUGGUGUGCGUGAUUUUGUCUUCUUUCUUUAAUGCCUUCUAGCAUUCCGCACGAUAUCAACACAAUGCACGAGCUAUGGGGUGUCAAUACUUACCGCAAGCAAAACAAGUAUCUGAGUACCUGUAGCAUAAUGCAAGCCAUCAAAGAACUUCCGGAAAGCGAUAUAAAGACAGAAUGUCUCGAGCUCCAACGCAAAUUGAUCAAAGAAUACGAAAGGCUUUCCGCCAAGUACCACACCAACAAGGUCGACAACGAAGACAAUAGUCUUGUGCUGGGGUAGUGUCUCUCGAAACUGGUCAACAGCAAUAAAGAAAUCAACGCUAUCAAAAUACCGUAUAUAAACUAUGGCGUUGAGA
Pseudo-nitzschia multistriata is the source of this 526-nucleotide messenger RNA. The record is from the annotation of a GenBank genome assembly. NCBI's taxonomy places the organism in Eukaryota, Bacillariophyta, Bacillariophyceae, Bacillariales, Bacillariaceae.